AUGCCAUCCCACGGGCACACAAAAGUCCUCGCUCCCCUGCACACCGCCCUCCCCUCCAACCUCAACACCAACACCCUCUUCGACGCCUCCAUCGACGAAUCCCGCUCCCUCGCCGCCGACUGUCUCGCCCCCGCGCGUCGCCACUCCUCCGUGGCCGCACGCCGCGUCAACCACAUCGGGCGUGCGUUCCGUUUCGGCAACAGCAAGAAAGGCGCCGCGAACACCGUGAAGCAACGGACGGUCGUGGACAUCGCCGCGGACAUCUACCGCCAAACCAACGACCUCGCCGCUUCCUACGACUCGUUCACCGUCAACGACGAGAUCGUCCAGGCCGCUGUUCGUGAGACCCGCCUAACCCCCCGCCGCCCGGCCACCCUCCCCACCCCACACCCAACCCCCCUGCACGUGAUGCACGACCUGCACCGCAUCCUGCACUCGGGCCACGCCGCGGACGAGCUGGUCGAGCUCCUCCUGCGCGAGGCCCGCCGGCGGCAGUGGGAGAACGCCGCGAAGGGGAACUUCGGGUCGCUCUCCUUCUGCCUAAAUCAGAAUCAAAAUCAGAACCAGAAUCAGAAUCGAGCCCCACCCACCACCACGCAUGCCUCAAACGCGGCUAAAUUCUCCGACGCGACGACGGCGACGCAGACGCUCAUGCGCGAGAUGUAUGACCGGAUCACGCCGGCGGGGGCUGCGGAUGCCGAGGGGAUGCUGGAUGUGUUGUUGAGGGAGGCUAAGGCGGCUGCGGCGGCUGAGACGGGGCCGUCGGCGGAGGAUAGUGCGAAGGGGAAGAAGAGGGGUGUUGGGGCCAAAUUGUGA
Molecule: messenger RNA, 816 nt
Organism: Fimicolochytrium jonesii
Lineage: Eukaryota; Fungi; Chytridiomycota; Chytridiomycetes; Spizellomycetales; Powellomycetaceae
Exons: 2
Coding region: 1-816 (271 amino acids)
Source: RefSeq, a predicted model, not a curated record